This is a messenger RNA of Annulohypoxylon maeteangense, 1364 nucleotides long. RefSeq names its product calcium-dependent phosphotriesterase. The transcript has 7 exons. Lineage: Eukaryota; Fungi; Ascomycota; Sordariomycetes; Xylariales; Hypoxylaceae. The record is from RefSeq and is a predicted model, not a curated record. The coding region runs from base 96 to 1217 and encodes 373 amino acids.
CCGGUACAUACACCUACCACUUAUCGGCCGACAUUGCAAGUUCACCUUACAAAUAUAACGUCAUUCCAGGAAUCCGACACGCGGAAACUUCUAGAAUGUCGUCCAUAAAGAAGGCAGACAUUAAGUCAUGGGAUUCACUGAUUCAAGUUGUAGACUUUGAUCCCGGAACGAGACCAUACAUGAAGUUGUUGCCAAAUGCAAAUAACAUCAUAUUUAAACAAUACCACACAGACUUCGAAACAGUCGCCGGCCGUGAGCCGCAGUCCAGGCCGGAGUGGUCUAUUUUACUCUCUUCCGACGACUCGUCGAAAAACCCAUUCUUUCACGGUGGUUGCGCAUAUAUACCUGAAAAGGACGAACUCUAUAUCACGUCGGAUCUUCUACAGUCCACUAGUAGCUCACUACUGCCAACAAUUUUGAUAUCAAAGAUAAAUUUCCGUCGUGGCCCCGAUAACGCCAUCCAAGAAGUCGAAUGGAUGAAACUACGGCCGCCCUCGUCCAUGACCAUGCCGGCCGGUGCAUGUCAUUACGAGAACGGAGUCUUAUACUGUUCUCAGGGCACUCAAGUUCCUGAAUCUGGCGGCCUCUGGUAUAUGCCCGCAGGAAAGCCGCCUAUACCUAUUCUGACUAGCUACUUUCAUAAGCCUUUCAACUCCAUCCAAAACGUUGUCAGGGAUAUGGAGGGGGGCCUAUGGUUUACAGAUACAUCGAUCGGCUUCGAGAAAGAGAUCAGGCCCUUACCGAUGCUGCCGAAUCAGGUGUACCACUUUGAUCCCAGGACAAGAGAUCUGUGUGUCGUUGCAGAUGGGUUUAUGAGACCUACGGGAAUAGCAAUAGAUGUAAUGAGUGCCGAAAACACCCUAUACGUUACCGACACAGGAGCAGCUCAUGCGAAUGGAACGAACUAUCCCCCGGGACCGGCGACUAUCUACGCGUUCGACGUCAUACGGAAACAUGGCCGCCCGUUCGCAGCAAACAAACGCGUUUUUGCCUAUGUCAAAGAAGGUGUGCCGACGGCGAUAAUAUGUGACCACCAGGGGAAUGUGUUUGCUGCGUGUGGGGAUGGUGUUGAGGUUUGGAGUCCAGGAGGUUUGGCUCUUGGGCUGAUUGAGGUACCUGGAGGCUGUACGGAUCUAUGUUUCGGAAAACCUGGGGAGAUUUUCAUCUGUGCUCAACAGCGACUUUGGCGAGUUCAACUAAAAUAUGGAGCAUAUUGAAUGGUCAUGAUAAGCAACUUUCUGUCCAUUUAUCCCCAAACGUUCCGAGCAGCCUGGACUGCAUCGGGGGGCGCCCAGCUACGGUGGAAGGUGUCCAGAUAGUUGAAAUUCUGACACGGGCCCUGAUCUGUGCAUAUAGUUACAGCU